Molecule: messenger RNA, 1049 nt
Organism: Pelagomonas calceolata
Lineage: Eukaryota; Pelagophyceae; Pelagomonadales; Pelagomonadaceae
Source: the annotation of a GenBank genome assembly
GCCGAUUUGUGCGCAUUAUGCCGUAGCGGUUAACGAGUGCAGCACAAACUAACACUGCGAGCAUACUGGGCAGCUGAGCCAAGUCUUAGCAGCGUUCAGCCACCAGAGAGGGUGACAAGUCAGAGAGAGCGUUUUAAAAAUAAAUGGCUGAGCGCAGCGUCCGCGGCAGCGUCGUCAAAGCGAUAGCAGCGGAAGCCACGCGCCGCAAGCGCGAUGCGGACAGCGCCACCGAAACGCCAGCCGCCGAGGAAGGACCACGCCGCAGCCGCCCCCGGCGCGCCUGCCGCGACGCUCCUGUCCAGACCCUCGCCGCCGCCGCGCCCGCUGCGGCGGCCGCGUCGCAGCCGUCGCUCCCGCUGAAGGGCAAGCUCCUGGUCAUCCACGCGAACACGAAGACCUAUGGCCGCGGCGGCGACACCGCGGCCGCGGGGGACGAUCACAGAUUAGUCGCGGCCAAGCGGUCGAACCGCGAAGAUUUCAAGUUUGCCGCCAAGGAUUAUAUAGCGAUGCGCGACGGCGGCGUCUACUCGGGCGAUCCCCGGGAAAACAAGCUGCUGCCGCUCCCAAGACCGACGUACACGGAGUUCAUCAACCGGGCCCAGCGCGCCAAGGCGUUAGACCGCCUCUUCUUUGUCUUUUGUCCGCCAGAUGCGCCGCGGUUGCCCCGGUUGAACUAUCGCGCCUACGAGCGCGUCGUGUAUGCUGGUGUGUCGUUCAGGCGCUUUGCCAAAAUCUGGCAACCGGAGCGCCACCAUUUCUUCAAGCCCCAAUUUCAAGCGAGGGUCAUGGCCAUGCUCCUCGCGCGGAACCGCGCGCAGCGCUCUGGGUCCGCCUUCGGAGUGCUCCCGGACGAGCUCCUGCACGACAUCCUGGCCUUCGCGUCGAGCAAGAAGGACGCGCGCCGCGACGACUACGACGACCUCGCGACCGUGAAUUCGGGCCAGCGCCACUUGUUCCUGCCGGCGCCGGGGUCGAGCGGCAUCCGCGACCAUCUCUUCGACGCGGUCUUUGGUCUAUAAAUUUGUAUGCUCUGCUAGAGCUUGGCCGCC